CUGAUGGGAAUGAGGGUCUGAGUGCUUCCCCAGGCCCCAGGGCAGAGGUCAGUGCUUUCAGAGAUAUCCGGGUGAGCUGGGGGGAUACUGGGGCUUGUGGGCAGCUCCUGGUAUGUUUCCCAGCUGGUGUCCCAGCCUCCAGACCACCCUGCAGGCAGGCCCCAAUCUAGGACUGCAGGAUACCGGCAGCCUCUCCCUUGAGGUGGCACCACGUGAAGUGGCUCUGCUGGCUGGGCCCUGGGGGCAGGGGCUUGGAAGGAGGUUCGUGUCUCAUUCAGAGCAGCUCUGCAGAGCAGCACAUCAGCGGGGACUAUGGCGGGCUCCCCAGACCAAGAGGGCUUCUUCAACCUGCUGAGCCAUGUGCAGGGUGACCGAAUGGAGGAGCAGCGCUGCUCACUGCAGGCAGGACCAGGAACAACCUCCCAGAGCCAGAGUGGCCCUGCGCCAGAGAUGGACAGUUUCAUGGACAUGCUGGCCAGCACCCAGGGCCGCCGCAUGGAUGACCAGCGUGUGACAGUCAGUGCCCUGCCUGGCUUCCAGCCUGUGGGUCCCAAGGAUGGAAUGCAGAAACGCAUGGGGACCCUCAGCCCCCAACCCCUCCUCACCCCUCAGGAUCCAACUGCUCUCAGCUUCCGUCGGAACAGCAGCCCCCAACCCCAGACACAAGCUCCCUGAGGGCCUGAGCUGUCCUGGGCCCCCACUUGGGCUCCCUGAAAGCAGACAAUAAAACACUUCCACAAGCAACAAA
This is a messenger RNA of Hipposideros armiger (great roundleaf bat), 748 nucleotides long. It is a transcript of the gene PCP2, whose product is annotated as Purkinje cell protein 2. The coding region runs from base 313 to 675 and encodes 120 amino acids. The transcript has 4 exons. The record is from RefSeq and is a predicted model, not a curated record. Gene Ontology annotation, molecular function: protein binding; guanyl-nucleotide exchange factor activity. NCBI's taxonomy places the organism in Eukaryota, Metazoa, Chordata, Mammalia, Chiroptera, Hipposideridae.